Tachysurus vachellii is the source of this 1692-nucleotide messenger RNA. RefSeq lists its product as uncharacterized. Lineage: Eukaryota; Metazoa; Chordata; Actinopteri; Siluriformes; Bagridae. The record is from RefSeq and is a predicted model, not a curated record. Bases 68 to 1144 code for a protein of 358 amino acids. The transcript is spliced from 2 exons.
GUAUGUGUUAUGAUGCAGUGACAAGGAAGUAUGUUGGAAGCUGCACGAAGUUGUGUGUGUCUGCAGAAUGACGUUUCAGUUCUUGUAUAUAAGAAAAAAAAAGAUGGCAGGGAUCCUCUCAAAGAGCAAAGCCAAAGGUGUUGAUUUCUGUGGUGUAGAUGACAAUUAUUAUAUCGUUCGCUCUGAUCUUGGAUGUUACAUGUACUCAACAAAUUUCCAUCAAGGCUGUGAUCUCACCAUUUACAGCCUGCACCCCUCCUGCCAGGGUGGAGAUCACUAUCUUGCCUUUGACAACAGCACAUUUUACAUCAUUAAAGGUAAUACGUGUCGCUGUGUGUCCGAUAUGACCAACGAUUAUGAGGCUAUAGUGUUUGACCUCCACCCAAACUGUCAAGGAGGUGACAACUAUCUGUCUGCUUAUGGAAACUUCUACAUAAUCUUUAAGAGCAGAGGUGUGUAUCGCAAAACUACCAAUAUGAACACAGAUAGUAAUGCAGUUGACUACCAACUGCAUCCAAACUGCAAGGAAGGCCUAUACUACUGGGGCACAAAAUAUUACUCCUACUUGCUCAAGCCAAAAGGUGAAUGGGGGAUUGAGUACCACAAAACUGAUGACCUUAACCAAGACACCAUUGCAAACACAUACUCAGUUCACCCAGAUGUACUGAGCUUCCUUCCUGGAGGCCUAGCUGCAACACAAGGCCCAGCAUUUGGAAAAUGGAAGUGCAUAACGACGAUUUCCAAUGAUUCAGAAACUCCCUUAACCUGGCAAAAGAAGAUAACUCGGAAAGUGGGCUAUAACAAAUCCCAGACAAGAAGUAUAGAGCAAAACUGGAUAAUUUCAAUGGGCAUCACAUAUCAGUCAGGGGCUCUGACCGAAGCCAUUGCCAAAUAUCAGUUCUCUCUGUCAGGAGAAUAUGGAGGACAAAGUGUCAACACCGAAGAAGAGAGCUGGGAAGAAGCAACUGAGACAGAAGAAAGUCUGUCCCUGUCUCUACAGCCCCACACUAAAAUGUACAUUUGGCAGUACAAACUUGGCUUUGGCAAGAAUGAUGUCCUCUUAUGCCGUGAUCUGACAUUUGAUGACGAUCCUAAUCCCCCCUCUACAAUUCCUCUGCCACCAGCUAACAAAUCUGGGUGUUAAGAAGUGUGAUAUGCCGGGGAAGGAUUGCUUAUAUGUGAGUGCCUGAAUGCUUAGGGUUAUUGGGGUUGAUACUUAACUAACAUGUUGCUGAUUGAGAGCAUUCGAUCUUAUUAAUGGCCCCAAACUAACACAUUAUUUUAGAAUAAACUUUGUUUAUUAGGUUGUCAAGUUAGAUUAGCACAAACAUGUUAAUGGACACAUUGAAAAAAAAAUAACUCACCUUCUAUUAUUAAAUGUACUAAUUUUUAAAUUAGAUUCAUAUUCUUAGAAUCAUAUAUGUACUAAAAUUAUUCUAUAAUAUACAUUUUUGCAAAACUUCUUAUAACGAAGUUAAUUAUAUUCAAACAAAUGUGCAAUGUCACAUUUGCUGUUCUGAAUUGGAUGUGGUAGUUUGAGGACAGAUUUAAAAUAAUAAUAUUCCACGAAGAUGCCUUUGGCUAUUGUUUUCCUUAAUUUAAGAAAUUCCGAUCCAUCUAAUUAACUUUUGUUGAAGUAAUAAUUUCAUGUACCCUUGUGUAUUAAUUACUUCUCUAUUAAACAUUAAACAA